AGGGGAGGAGGACAGACAGACAGAUAGACAGACAGACAGACAGGCGGGGGACCUGGAGGACGAGGAGAGCUGCCAGCAGAACAGCAGUCCAGUCCACGCGCAACCGGGACUCCUUCUGGCGCCAUGCGCGCGCGGAGUCAGAGAAGCGCGUGCUGAGUCGGACCGGUGCGGCUCCUCGAGACCUUCCCGGAACGCGACCACCGCCACCAUUACUAUCAUCAACAGGUGUGAAUGCCGUGUUGUGUUUCUGAGGAGACACAAAAAGCGCCACAGUUGGAAAUAUGAAUCAUUUCACUCGGAGACCGGAUAACUUCCCCGCGUACCGGAACUUUAGCGUUUUGUUCUUUCCCUCGCGGGAGUGUGGACUGCUUCAAGUAGCCGACUGAACUUUUUAUUUUAAAGAAUGUUUUAGUAUUUAUGUUCCGAGAGGUUCAGGCUUCUGUCGGCGCUGAUACAGAUGUGAUAUGAGCGAACUACUGCUGCACUAUCGACCAUAUCUCCGCUUUACAGCAGCUUCCCCGCCGCCACAGAGGCUGGAUAACAAACAGCUAUCAAUGCACUCCGAGCUCAAACUCUGUCCCGCGCACAACCUGACAUGUUGAUUCCAGUGUUGCUUGCCCCGCUCCUACUCUCUGAAGCAUUCAACGUCCUCACAAUAAACCUGAGAUUACAGUUCCCUGCUGGAAUACGCUCAGUGAGCAGCUCAAUUUUUGGAUGAGCUCUUUUGAAAUCUGUUUCAAAAGAUUCUUAUGAAACUCUAUCAAAUCAAUUUUGAAGGAUUCUCUCAAGAUAAGCCCUCAUGUUUGUGUGAAUAAACUUAUAUUUUCAGCAUUUUAAAAGCUAAUGAAGCCGCAAUCAUCCCAAUUUAAUGCUAAGAAGUAGGUGGAACUAUGAUUGCUUUUACAUGACAGGACUUGUGGGAGGUUGCUGCUGAAUAUGCAGGACAUAGUGGGGCCUGAUAUGCCCAGGAAAUCCCCUAUAUUUGAUGGCUUUGGCCUCUUAUGGGGCUUGCUCUUUGGAUUAUUCAUGGCAAAUGCACCAGUGAUGGCUUGUCCAACCAGCUGUCACUGUAUAGAGAAGAGUGGCAUGACCGUGGUCCAGUGUAUGUCUCGCAACUUGGAGAAGAUCCCAUCAGAUCUACCAAGAGAUACUGUCGUCCUACUUUUGGCAUCGAACCACAUCACGCACAUCCCCAACCACGCCUUCAAAGAACUGCACUACCUUCAGGAGCUUGACCUGUCUAACAACGACAUCGAGACGGUGGACGUCGGAGCUUUUCAAGGCGUUUCUGACAGCCUCCUUGUCCUGGAUCUAUCGAACAAUCGCAUCCAACGUGUCCCCAAAGAGGCAUUCGCCCGUCUACGAGCGAAAAUCAGCCUCUCGAACAACCCAUGGCACUGUGAGUGUACACUGCAGGAGGUCCUGAGGGAGCUGCGGCUGGACCCCGAGACUGUGAAUGAGGUGAUCUGCCAUACAGCGGUGCAGGAGGAAUAUGCAGGCAAACCGGUAAUCCAGGUGCUGGACUCAGGGAUCAACUUCUGCAACUUUCACCACAAGACCACCGACGUAGCCAUGUUCGUCACCAUGUUCGGAUGGUUCACCAUGGUGAUCGCGUACGUCAUCUACUACGUGAGACACAAUCAGGAGGACGCUAGGAGGCACCUGGAGUACCUCAAGUCACUGCCCAGCAGCUCCCAGAUCAGCAAAGACUUUGACACCAUCAGCACUGUUCUCUAGCAGGGCCACGGCUCAGAAGAUGUGGUGUGUGUGUGCGUGUGUCUGUAAAUACGUGAGUACAUUUCUGGUUAUGUACAAAAUGACUUAAAAGCCUUUACAACACAUACUCACUCAGAGUUUCUGAGCACAUUAUUUGAGGUCUUUCAGUGGAACAAAAUGGGUAGUUUUUGAUUUUUUUCAGCCUUAUGAAGGAUUUUUUUUGUGGAGGUCUAAAACAUAUAUUUAGAUUUUAAAUAUGCUUUAAUCUAGCUCUACAACCAGACAGGGAAACAGUGAUAGCACAAAAUAAAGAAAAUACUUAAAGUCACAUUCAAGUCACAGAUGAAACCUCUAGACUAGAGAGAUAAAUGUUCCCAGUCGGGUGUCGAUCCACAGCGUGAUUGAAUUUGGACUGAGACGAAUGAGGAGGACGACUGUGUCUCCCAGUUACUUUGUAUUGAUUGAUUUACGUUCUUCAUGUGGCACUGUCAAAGUAAAGGGCAUUUUUACGAGGCUUUGGCUAAUAUAAUAUAUGAAGUAGGGCAAGGUGCUGACGUUCAGUUUGCAUAACACAUGCAUAACAGCCCUGCCUCCAAUAAACCUUCCACAUGAAACUACUGAUCCAGGAAAUAAGGUUACUCUGCAACCGCUGCAUUGUGUCACAUUAAAGACAAAAUGUAGUCAAACAAGGAAAAGUUGCCAUACUCUUGCAGCUCUGAUGUGUUGAAUCCGAGAAAUGGUCUGAAUAAGCAUUUCGUCAUACCUUGCCAAGAAUGUUAACACAUCUACUUCAUUACCUGGCUAUUCUAGCAUCGAAGGCUCUAGACUGAGAGGGGUGAACUUGACGAACAAAUCUUUUUAUUUUCAAUUUGGCACACUACAAAUUGUCAUAUUCUCAAUAUAUGAACUCAUAAUUUUUGCACACUGUGAAGAUAUGCGUGUUUUACCAGUCCAGUUUUCACUUUUGCAAUUUCAAUAUAAAAAAUAACAGAACGCUGCAACAAUCAUUGAAAGUCUUUUGAAAAGCUGCUGUGAAAUCAGGCAUUUUAGGCCGCAGCAAUCCCCCAAAAAGCCUGCAAAAUCCUGGAGAUUCUCAUUCAUAGCAACCAUGCAGCGAAAUGAUCAUCCCCUUGAAGUCGUGUGUUCACCUGAUUAUUGUAAGUCUAGUAUUCACUCCCUGUUAAAAUGUGUUUUUGUCUCCGCCAACUCCAAAAGAAAAAAAAAAGUCUAGAUGUUAAACUUUUCCUCCCUUGCCUGUAUAGUUUGUGGUUUAGGUAGUGUGCAGUGGGUUUAUCAGUGUUUAUCAGUGCUGAUAACAGCAGGGUUCGAUCACAACUGAGAGACAUCGAUCACAGGGGCUCGCAGAGGAACAGAUGCACACACCUCCUGGAUCUCAGCAACGUUUGUUUGAGUCAGCAUAUCCAAACCCCUGAGCGCGUUUUCCUACGUGCAACCCAGUAAAGCAUAAUUCCAGCCUUAAUGUGGGAGCCAUAACAACCAAAUUAAUGAGCCUAAAAGAGGCUAAAAAAGCUCACAGCUGAGUGAUAGUGCUCUGUGACCCCUUUUACGUUGCACAUUGUCAUUUGAUUCAAUAUUAAAGCCCUGUGUGAUACAGCUGAUGCAGUAGUAGCGUGCUGGGAAGAUGGCUAGAAAUCAACUGCAGUGUGUUGUGAAUGUCACGGUUGUUAAAGAAACAUGCAAAAACAUGUAUGGUAACAAUGUCGUUUUCUCUGUGUUCAUUAUUUCCUGUGUAGGACUACAGCUGCCACUGGUGUAUUAUCCAGUACAGCAUACAGAAGUACAGCUCUAUGUUUUAUUACAUCCUGGUGGAGUCAGUUACAUCACAGGAGAAAAAAAAACAUCACAAAGAAGUUAAAUAUCAAAAAGUAGUGAUUAGUGCAGCUUUGUUCAGAGUGGGGUCCAGAUUUACUCUAUGUAUGAAUGUAUUUAUGUUGAAUGUCAACAUCCAGAUGUGUCAACAGACACCACAUGGUUUAUGUUAUUUGUGAACCACAGCAACUACAAAUAGCUGAAUUCAAACGUCACAACCAUAACUACUGUUGAUUUGAUUGUAGCACAACACAAACUGAUUAUGUAUUUAACUGCUUAUGGGUUAUGUUGCUGGUCAGGAGUUGAUUGUGUCCAAGUGCCUACUCUCGGGGACUUCUACACCGUAGCACUGUGCACAAAGUCGGACAACUGAGUGUCAUGUCCUCGCGCGGGUCCCCCCCCCCGCCAUUGCAGAACUCAAAGGCAGUUACAGCGUAUGCCUAGCCAGUUUCUGUGCAGGGCAGGGGACCUGAGUCAUAAAGGCGUCAAAGCCCAAUUUCUCAGAUGGGUGGAUUUUUCCAAGAACGGACAAGAACGAGUGCCAGGAGACAAUGACAGAAAAGUUGAUUGAAAAUGAUUGUUGCUUUUCUGUGAUUGACAACUUACUGUACCUGUCCUCCUGUGGUGAUUCCCACUCAUCUCGUAGUUCAAACAGGUUAAAAGAAACACAAAUAAUUGUUUGCAACUAAUACUUGACUUACUCUAGAUAGAGACUUGUUUUUAAUUUUGCAUACUGUAUUUGCAUCUGACAGAAUAGUCUUUUUUAUACUAUUGUAGGUUAAUUUGUUACAGAAGCGUCUAUCUGUGUGUGCAGUUUUGACCUGUCAUAUAACAAUGUUUGUGCUGGCCAGUGUGUACCUUUUACAGUAGAAAGAAAUGCACACGCCGUUUGUGUUGUUACUUUGUAGAAUGUGUCCUCAGCUUAAUCUACAUCAAAGUGUUUGUAUGCCAUUCAGAGCUUUCAACUGGUCAAUGUCGUUUCUUCAACUGUAGAAUAAUUGGUCUAUGAGCUGUGUAUUUCUGUGAUGGAAAUGAAAGGGCUCCAAUAAUUUUGUUUGUGAUAAUAAUAUCAAUUUUCUAUCUGUUUCAGUAAAUACUGUGUGUUUGUUUUGUUCUCUGGAUUUCAAUGGACACCUUACCAGCAUUUGAAAAUAAAAAUUCUUUUCCAAGACA
Dicentrarchus labrax (European seabass) is the source of this 4719-nucleotide messenger RNA. It is a transcript of the gene lrrc3, whose product is annotated as leucine rich repeat containing 3. NCBI's taxonomy places the organism in Eukaryota, Metazoa, Chordata, Actinopteri, Moronidae. The record is from RefSeq and is a predicted model, not a curated record. The coding region runs from base 937 to 1737 and encodes 266 amino acids. The transcript is spliced from 2 exons. Gene Ontology annotation, molecular function: protein binding.